AUGUCUUCCUUGCUGAUGGAGCCCUGCCUCCUGCCUGCGCUGGUGGAGGAGCACUCUGCGGCUGGAGUCAAAGGCUCUGCCCUCAGCUCAGGUCGGCAGGCAUCCAGGUCCUAUAGACCACUGCUCAAUAAUAACUCCUUCCUACAGCCAAGCAGUGCUAAAGUGCCUUUGCUGCAGUCACCAGAGAUGAAGAAGUUGAAAAACACCCACAGCCUCUCUGACGCCUCGUGUCCCCACUCUGGGGGCGAUGGGGAGAGCUUCCCUGGCAGCCUGGUCAAUGAAGCAGUGAAAAGCAGCAACCUUGUGUUGGAGCAAACUGCGGUCUCCUCCCUGACCCUUGUGCCCAGCGGUGCGAUCCUCAGGAAGGAUCGGUGCUCACGGAAGGAAGCUGAGAGGAGAGCACACAGCUUAAAAGAGAAGGAGCCGGAGAUCAGCCUCGUGGAGGCUGUGCAGCCGCUUGCCGGACAGACUGCCACAAACGACAGCUUUGGACGCGAAGUUGAAAGCUCAGGCCUUACAAAUGUGGGCAGCCUGUCCAACUGGAACAGCAGGUGGGGGCAGCACGUCAUAGCACAGUUCACCCCAAAAGAAACCAGCGCUCCUGUGAACUCAGAGCUGGGUAGGCAUCGCCUUAACGGUAACUCAAGCCUUAUAGGCACCAAUGGUGCUGUUGUCUGCACUAAGCGUAUCAGUGUCCAUCUCUUGGCCUCGCAUGCUGGCUCUCCCGACUGCAACGCUGACUGCCGGCUUGUAAGCAUGCUGAGCUCAUGUGGUGGGGACCGGGUGCCAAAAGCAGAGCCUCUGCAUCUCGCUGCUGUUUCUGAAGUGGCAACUCAGAUGUCUACCAUGCAACUGGAGAAAGAGGAGAAACAGGCCCAGGCUGAGCUCCCAAGAAAGCUUGAUGUCACUGCUGAGCAGUUGCUGCUGGAGCCAAGUCAUCCCCAGGAUGAAGCAGAGGAAGAACUUCCUGAUGGUCUGGACGAGAGCUGCAGUCAGGAGGAGGACGAGGACAGUGACUCAGAUGCUUCCUCUGUUGCUGACGUGACGUCCAGUGGCUCUGUGGCUCUUGUAUCCAGGAACUGCAUCAAGUGCCUGGCCCAGCCCGCUGAGGCUCAGGAGAAAGUGCUCAAACCAGCUCUUGUCUGCAGUUUAUUCCCUAAUGUGCCUCCGACUAUCUACUUCAGCACUCGGGAUGAGAGAGGUGAGCCGGGGUCUGUUACUGUGCAAGAUCCCUGUAACAAUCAUGUCUGCAAGGAUAUGACCCACCUGGUUAACUGGAUCCCUCUCACAGCCCUCAGUUUGUUGCCUCACAAAAGCAACGACUGGCUGGGCUGCUGGGGCCACCACAUGAAAUCCCCCAGCUUCAGAGCCAUCAGGGAGCACCAGAAGCUAAACCACUUCCCUGGUUCAUUUCAAAUUGGGAGAAAGGACCGUCUGUGGCGCAACCUGUUGAAGAUGCAGGCUCGCUGUGGGAAGAAGGAGUUUAACUUCUUCCCGCAGUCCUUCAUCCUGCCCCAGGACAUCAAAUUACUCAGGAAAGCAUGGGAGGAAGGAGCCAGCCGCCAGAAAUGGAUUGUGAAACCACCAGCAUCAGCAAGAGGCAUUGGUAUCCAGGUCAUCCACAAAUGGAGCCAGCUCCCCAAAAGGAGACCGCUGCUGGUACAAAGAUAUCUACACAAACCCUACCUCAUUGGCGGGAAGAAGUUCGACCUGAGGAUCUACGUUUAUGUCACUUGCUACGAUCCCCUCAGGGUCUACCUGUUCAAGGACGGAUUGGUUCGCUUUGCUAGCUGCAAGUACUCCUCCUCAAUGAAGAGCCUGAGCAACAAGUUUGUGCACUUGACCAACUACAGCGUGAACAAGAAGAACACAGAGUACAAGUCCAAUUCGGAUGAGACUGCUUGUCAGGGACACAAAUGGGCACUCAAAGCUCUCUGGAGUUACCUGACCCAGAAGGGAGUUAAUAGCGAGGCCAUCUGGGAGAAGAUUAAGGACAUCGUUAUCAAAACCAUCAUUGCAUCUGAGCCCUACGUGAAUAGCCUGGUGAAGAUGUACGUGCGGCGGCCGUAUUGUUGCCAUGAGCUGUUUGGGUUUGAUAUCAUGCUGGAUGAAAACCUCAAGCCCUGGAUCUUAGAGGUCAACAUUUCCCCAAGCCUCCACUCCAACUCCCCACUGGAUGUGAGCAUCAAGGGCCAGAUGAUCCGGGACCUCCUCAACCUCGCCGGCUUUGUUCUGCCCAGCACGGACAGCAUGGCCUCAAGGCCACAGACAAGAAAUGGCUCUACCUGCAGUCCAGGCAGUACUUUAAAGGAGAAGCCCAAGCCAGCAUCUGAGCAUUUCAUAGCAGAGAAGAUGAAGAAGGCCUAUUACUUGACGCAGAAGAUACCUGACCAGGACUUUUAUUCUUCUGUCUUGGACAUCCUGACGCCAGAUGAUGUCCGCAUCCUGGUGCAGACAGAGGACGAGUAUUCCCGGCGUGGGCAGUUCGAGCGGGUGUUCCCCACCCACAUCUCCAUGCGCUACCUGCGCUUCUUUGAGCAACCUCGUUACUUCAACAUCCUGGUGACCCAGUGGGAGCUCAAAUACUACUUGAAUAAACACAAAGGUCUGGAGCUACUGAGGAACUGGUGUGUCCAGGGGUACCACACUGGGGCAGGGACAGAUUUGGCCCAGACGUGGUCGUUGCCAAAGUCUUUCUUCCUCCAGAAGAGCAGCGUUCAAUCAAAUGGCUUCAGCAAACUGGAUCUGGGCAGGCUGGGCGCACUCCUUCCCUCGGCCGGUGAGGACCUCACAAGAUGCCUGGAGCCCAGCCCUGCUCAGACCUUACCUCUCAACAAGUGCACUGAUGGAGCCGACCAGAAACCUGCUGGCUGCCUCUCAGACACUGCGCUGGUGAUGUGA
Chroicocephalus ridibundus (black-headed gull) is the source of this 2901-nucleotide messenger RNA. RefSeq names its product tubulin tyrosine ligase like 4 (gene TTLL4). The transcript has 18 exons. Gene Ontology annotation, cellular component: cilium. The coding region runs from base 1 to 2901 and encodes 966 amino acids. The record is from RefSeq and is a predicted model, not a curated record. Lineage: Eukaryota; Metazoa; Chordata; Aves; Charadriiformes; Laridae. Gene Ontology annotation, biological process: microtubule cytoskeleton organization; protein polyglutamylation. Gene Ontology annotation, molecular function: tubulin-glutamic acid ligase activity; tubulin binding.